GUGCCGCGUCCCUUGUGUCGCGAGGCCUCUCCGCCCCCGCCAUGGGCCUGGAGCUCUACCUGGACCUGCUGUCCCAGCCCUGCCGCGCUGUCUACAUCUUCGCCAAGAAGAACAGCAUCCCCUUCGAGCUGCGCACCGUCGACCUGCGCAAAGGCCAGCACCUCAGCGAUGCCUUUGCCCAGGUGAACCCCCUGCAGAAAGUGCCUGCCUUGAAGGACGGGGACUUCAUUUUGACGGAGAGUGUGGCCAUCCUGCUCUACCUGGCCCGCAAGUAUAAGGUCCCCGACCACUGGUACCCUCAGGAUCUGCAGGCCUGUGCCCGUGUGGAUGAGUACCUGGCCUGGCAGCACACGGCCCUGCGAAGAAACUGCCUCCGGGCCCUGUGGCAUAAGGUGAUGCUCCCUGUUUUCCUGGGUGAGCCGGUCUCUCCUGAGAUGCUGGCAGCCACACUGGCAGAGUUGGAUGUGACCCUGCAGGUGCUUGAGGACAAGUUCCUCCAGGACAAGGCCUUCCUCGCCGGGCCCCACAUCACCCUGGCUGACCUGGUGGCCAUCACGGAGCUCAUGCAUCCCAUGGGUGCCGGCUGCAAAGUCUUCGAAGGCCGACCCAAGCUGGAUGCGUGGCGCCAGCGUGUGGAGGCAGCAGUGGGGGAGGUCCUCUUCCAGGAGGCCCAUGAGGUCAUCCUGAAGGCCAAGGACUCUCAGCCAGCAAACCCCACCAUUAAGCAGAAGCUGUUGCCUAAGGUGCUGGCCAUGAUCCAGUGAGCCGGGAAGCCUCGUCCCUGCUCUGCCCUUGGCAGUUCACAAAGCCCCUUCAUUCCCAGCGUCCCAUGGAGGCCGACCUGGAGAGCAGGAGUGACCUGUCUGAGUCCCACUGCCCUCUGCUCCUUGGGCCAGGUCUCCACCCUCUUCCACAGCUGCCUAAAAGCUACAAUGAGAAUGGCACCCCCAGACCUUGUCUCCUUUAAUCACUGCGUUUUCUUUUCAGUUUGGGAAAUACAUUUGGGCUCAGCCUGAGCCUCUGCUUC
This is a messenger RNA of Hippopotamus amphibius kiboko, 1027 nucleotides long. RefSeq names its product glutathione S-transferase theta-1. Gene Ontology annotation, biological process: glutathione metabolic process. Gene Ontology annotation, molecular function: glutathione transferase activity. The transcript is spliced from 5 exons. The coding region runs from base 42 to 764 and encodes 240 amino acids. Lineage: Eukaryota; Metazoa; Chordata; Mammalia; Artiodactyla; Hippopotamidae. Gene Ontology annotation, cellular component: cytoplasm. The record is from RefSeq and is a predicted model, not a curated record.